AUGGUGCUCGGCCAGGUGGUGUACCUCUCGCCUGACUGCACUGUGGAGCAAGCAAAGCUGAAAUCUGGUUCCACCAUCAAGGUGCUUCCCGUGAAGGCAGUGAAUGAAGUCGAUUACAGCAAGUGGGACCACAUCGGCUCCAGCAGCGACGAGGAGGAGGGCGAGGGAGAGGCCGAGGAUGCGAAGCGGAACGGAGACUUACCAGGGAGUGGCGCAUCCUGCGGUGGAGGUCUCUCGGACUUCAAGGAGGAGAUUUGGCGUGGUCGGCACGAGGUGAUGAGGCGGUGGAACUCUCACAUGCAGGCAGUUGCACAGACCGCCGGGGGGAUAGGGAGAACGGGAGGUCAGGGAGCACCGGGGAAGCCUCAGCUGUUGUGUCGGGCGGACAUGGUUCAUUACUUGGACGUGGGAGGCUGGUGGGAUGCGGCUGAGUGCGAGUGCUGCUUUGACCAAGUGGUCAGACUUGUAGCAGAGCGCGCUCUCACCAUGCACAGCCUUGACCACUUCCGAUCCCUCCUGCACACACAGCAGCCUCGCUGCACCCCCCUUGCACACCUGGACGUGGUCAACAGGGGCGUGCUGGAGUAUUCCUUUCAAGUGCCCGCGUUUGGGAAGCAAGAGGAGGAGGAUGAGGACCCUCUUGCGCAGUUCAUGUGCAAGUGCACUCUUGCGCCGUUUGUUUGUGCAGAAGUGAUGAUGCUCGAGUGGAUGGCUGAGCCUCGUGUGGGCGUGCUCAUGAAUUUGGGAAAAAUCAGAUCCCGCCUGCCUGCCAUUCUGGCCACUAGACUUCCCCCUGCUACAUCGCUUCCUGCUGCAUCUUAUGCAGCUGCUGCUGCUGCUGUUGAUUUUGGACCGUGGUCCUGUUGCUGGCGCUGCAGCAGCUGCUGGGCAAUGUACCGCCGUGCUGUCAGCUUCGCUGGUUUCCUCGUGCUCGUGGCAAGAUGGCCCCGAAUUGACACGUUAUGGAAAGCUCAUGACGAUGCAUACAAUGGGGUGUACCCAGCGUUAGUGGCCCAGCUGGGGGCGGGCAGGCAGGAGAAUCCGGACUGUGCGGCGUCCACACUGGUGCAGGUGCUGGGGGUGAAGGAGAGUGCUGAUCUGAAGGAAGGGUUUGGGUUCUUCGUGCAGCAUGUGCUGUCAGGCGGGCUGGAGAAGGCGCAUGCAGAGGGAAAAGGUGGAGACGGGGGGGAGGCUGCUAGGGAGGUGCAAGGGGAGGGGAAGGGGAGGUGGGAGGGUGUGGGAGAAUGCACUGUAGAACACAGAGGGAGUUUUGGGGGGAUGGACCAGAUGGCUGGUGGGGGAAAACGAGGAGAGAGAAGGUUUGUAAGGGGGCUGGUGGGUGUGUCACAUGGGGAUGAUGAUGGAAGGCAUGCAGGGGAGGAGGCAGCGAAAACGGAAGAGGUCAAAGGGGUUGCUAGCAGGUGCGGGAGGAUUGGGAAGGACUUGAAGUGCAGGGAGCAUCUGAAGGGGCGUGAGUGGGAGAGGUAUGUGGAUGGCGUGGCUUGGAUUCUGAAGCAUGGAGGGGGGGAAGGGAGGGAGUUUAGAUGCAGCCACUGCAAUGAGGAGGGCAGCAGCAGCAGCAGGAGCAAUAGCAGCAGCAGCAGCAGUAAUAGCAUCAAUAGCAGUUGUAGCAGGAAGGAAGGCAUAGAUAUUCCCAAGGGCAUGUAUGUGAGUGGCGUGGGUGCCACUGACUUUGCCCUGGCAUUCGCCUCUGUGUUCUCCCGGCCAGAGCACUGCAAGCUGGGAGCCAUGUUCUUCACAGGGUAUAAGAGCACCACCACGAGUAUUGUGGAGGAUGCAGCCAUUGAGGAGGCCAGGGGGGGGCUGACAAAGCUGGGGUUGGCAGCAGGGAUGGAAGGGGGAGGGGCAACAGGUGGAGGACUCGAAUCAGCAGCUUCAGCGGCACCAGCAACAAGGCGACCAGGUACCAAAGCGGCUGCUGCCUCAGCCGGAGCCAGACUUACCCUCGGCAGCAGCAGCGGUUCUACUAGCAGCAGUGGCUCGUUGAACUCUUGUACCAAAGGGUCCCGUGAGUCUUGCCUCGUCCCACGGGGAAAGUUCCUGCCCAUGCGCCACCCACUUCGGGAUCUUCCGAACCUGCUGCUCAGGUUCGGCGCUGUUCCCCCGCCUUUGGAUGGAAGCAGCCGAGUCGCGGAGUGGGAGGAGUGGCCUGAGGGGAAUGAAGCUGCUGUGAAGUUUCCUGACGACGCCAGUGCCAGAUGUUUUGGGCAGGGCCGGUCGAAUGGCAGUCUGGGUCGCAAGAACAGAGGGCAUGCAUCAAAGCGGCAUGGGAAGUCCUUGAAAGCUCCCACCAAAGAAGCCCCUCCAUUUCCGAGCGAGUGCUAUCCCAUCGUGCGCUGCAAGGCAGAUGUGGACUUCAUAGUAGAGUUCGCCGGUAUGAUUUCGGAGGCACCAGCAUGUGCCCAGUGCAGCGCAUGCAUCAACAGGUUCGUCUCCCUUGGUCCCGUUGUCGCUCUCAUCGCCAACUUCGCCUACCGACCCGCCGCCUCUCUUCUCGAUUGCUUCCUCUCCGUCUUCCCGCCGCACACAGAGGAGUUCCGCACCCUUCUCAUGCGCCUGGGGAUAAACAGUCGGUACAACCCCUUUUCUGCCGCGGGGAGCAGCCUGCAUGGGUUGCUGGAAUGGGUGGACCUGCAGCCCGUCUCCUUCCUGCUCAUCGUCGCGCUUCUUUGCCCCACGCCUCUCCUGAAGCAGUUUUGGACAGAGGGGGAGCGGAAUUUGAGCACUGGAGGGGAAAGCAACCGGGCGAAAGGGAAGGCGGGUGGGAAGAGGGCGGGGAGUAGGGACUGUGGGGAGGGCUGGGAGCGCAGAGAGGGCGGAGAGGGUGGGGAUGGUGAAGGAGAUUCCGGGGUUGUGUGGGAGGAGGUGCAGGCGUGGCUCACGGCUGUACGUCCGGUUGAUGGUGUGGAGGGGGGCGGGGCGGCCUGCAAUGGCAGCCACUCAAGGGAGGAGGAUAUGAAUGCGCGCGUGAAAGACAUAACUGAGAUGUACGAGCGCGCUAUGGUGCCCAGGUUUUGUGAGGACAAGAAGCAGUGGACUGAAGCCCUUAAAACUCGUUGCAUCAGCAGCAGCAGUUCUGGCAAGCGGAAGGGCAAGAAAGGGGAGGAGCCGACUUAUCUGAAGGCAUGGCCGGGGGGAGUCAAUCUGCUGGCAUGUUUGCGAGAGAUGCUGCUCGGGGAGCCGUGCUACCGCCCUGCCUCCCCUGCUGCCCCUUCCGUCCCUGCUGUAUCGCCAACUGCUGCUGUAAGGAACUCUCCCACAGCAACACCCUCAUCAGAUGGCGCUAUUAUUGUCGCUUCACCAAGCGCUGCUGCAGCAGCCGUUCCCAAAGCAAAUACCACUUUGAAUGCUGAAGGCUCUGGUCCUCCGUCUUCGGGGGGACAUGCGUGCGGUGCUGUGGGGUGUGGGAUGGUGGAGAGUGGCGGUGUGAAGCUGAGGAGCUGCAGUGGGUGUGGCAAGGUGGCAUAUUGCAGCAGAGAGUGCCAAAAGGCGCACUGGCCCUCCCACAAGCUCACAUGCCCCGGCAGGAGCAACGGCAAGAAGAGUGGGACGACCAUCAACAAGCCCCACCCCUCUCCCAACCCCGACUCUUCUCACAAUCUCCCUUCCUCUUACACCCCCACUCCUGUCACACCCACUCAACCACCCACUCCUCUCAUACCCAAUACUCCUCUUAUACUCCCCCCCUCUCGCGCCUCUCAUACCCUCCAUUACUCUUAG
Molecule: messenger RNA, 3741 nt
Organism: Closterium sp. Naga37s-1
Lineage: Eukaryota; Viridiplantae; Streptophyta; Zygnematophyceae; Desmidiales; Closteriaceae
Source: the annotation of a GenBank genome assembly